Molecule: messenger RNA, 1151 nt
Organism: Drosophila guanche
Lineage: Eukaryota; Metazoa; Arthropoda; Insecta; Diptera; Drosophilidae
Product: glycoprotein-N-acetylgalactosamine 3-beta-galactosyltransferase 1
Exons: 2
Coding region: 6-977 (323 amino acids)
Cellular component (GO): membrane
Molecular function (GO): N-acetylgalactosaminide beta-1,3-galactosyltransferase activity
Source: RefSeq, a predicted model, not a curated record
GAAAGAUGGCAGCUGAGGAAUCAACAUCGACAACGAAAUCGACAUCGAAAUUAUCUGGUCCACUGCUAUUCCUGUUACUGGGCAUUGGCAUUGGCUAUCUGAUAACUCAAGUGUUCCUCUGGCCGAUUUUUAACUUGAGUUCACGAACGAAUCUCACGCUAAACAUCACGAGUAAACGCGAUGUCGAUUUGUAUGAGGAGGUGCGGGUCUUGUGUUUCGUAUAUACGAAGUCAAGCCAACACCAUUUGGAGGCCAUGGGAGUUUUUCGUACGUGGGGAAAACGGUGCAAUAAGCUGGUGUUCAUGAGUGACAAGGAAGAUACCGAAAUGGGAGCUAUCAACCUGCCUGGCAAUGGCAAACGCAUAGAGACGUGGAGGAAAACAAAACAGGCCCUGAAGUAUAUCUACGAUUAUCACUUGGACGAGGCCGAUUGGUUCCUGGAGGCCGAUACAAGGACCUAUGUCAUAAUGGAGAACCUGCGACAAAUGCUCUAUCCCUACAGCUCGUCGAUGCCCAUUUAUUUCGGGUCCCCAGGCAUUGUGAUGAGUCGAGCUGCUUUGCGGCGCUUUGUAGACCUGUCCUUGCCCAAUGCAACGCUCUGCGAGCCCAAGGACACGGGAGCCACAAUGGGCAAGCUAAGGGAGUGCCUCAAUAACGCCAAAGUCAUGGCGGGUAACUCUAGGGACAUCAAAGGACGGCGACGGAUGUACCUGAUAGACCCGCAGGCUAGAUUGAAUGCCUAUUUACGCUACGAUCCCAAUUACUGGUUCUGGCAGUACAUCGCCUACAGGAACCAAGAAGGAACUUUCUCUUGGUCAAACUAUCCCGUUACUUUUCACUAUGUUCAGAACAGGAAUAUGUUUUAUUUCGAGUAUAUGAUCUACAGACUGAAGGGAUUCGGUCACAAACUCAUCAACGAAUCAUUGCCAGCUAAAAUAGUUGAAGCCAAAGAAGCAGAAAUUACGGCCGGGAGAUGAUUCCCAAGAAGAUCCGCCUGCUAAGUAUGCAUAUUAGUUCAAUGGCUUUUAACUGGUCGCGGCUUUACUUUUACUUUUUACAAGCAAAAUAUAUUGGGGGAAUUCGGUAAUAUUCGGGGAAAGAGAUCAGAGCUUGUUACCAUCUUCCCAUAUUAAAUAUUCUCUGAAAUUCGA